AUGAGGGAGCGUCGCCCCCAAACGCCCCCUCAUGGCGCCGGGUCUGGGUCCAGUCUGUGUUCAGGCAGACUGGAGGUGAAGUUGAACCAGUCCUGGUCCUCAGUGUGUGAAGAUGACUUUGACCAGCAGGAUGCAGAGGUGGUCUGCAGGGAGCUGGGCUGUGGACCUCCUACAGUCCUCCAAGGGGUGUUAUAUGGAGAAAUAGAGGCUUCAACAUGGACCAAACUGUUCCAGUGUGGAGGAAAUGAGUCUGGUCUUUUGGCCUGUGAAAGCUCAGGCUCAGGCCGAAACUCCUGCUCACCUCAUAAAGCUGUUGGACUCACCUGCUCAGAAUCUGUCAGACUGGUUCGUGGGUCCAGUCUGUGUUCAGGCAGACUGGAGGUGAAGCUGAACCAGUCCUGGUCCUCAGUGUGUGAAGAUGACUUUGACCAGCAGGAUGCACAGGUGGUCUGCAGGGAGCUGGGCUGUGGGCAUCCUUCAGUCCUCCAGGGGGCGCUCUAUGAAGAAACAGAGUCUCCAAAGUGGACCAAAGAGUUCCUGUGUGGAGGAAAUGAGUCUGGUCUUUUGGCCUGUGGAAGCUCAGGUUCAGACAGAAACUCCUGCUCACCUGGUAAAGCUGUUGAACUCACCUGCUCAGAGCCUGUCAGGUUGGUGGGAGGAGCAAGUGGAUGUGCUGGUAUAGUGGAGGUUAAAAUCCAGGAGGAAUGGAGACCAGUGGUGGAUUAUGGCUGGACCCUGAAGACAGCAGGUGUUGUGUGUCGACAUCUGGACUGUGGCUCUGCUGUUUAUACAGAAAUCAGAGAUGUUUCCUCAGACAGACCUGUGUGGAGGAUCAGUUCUAUGUGUAUUGAGUCUGGAUCUGCACUGAGGGAAUGUGAGACAUCUUCCACUUUUUCUUCCUCCAGCCAACAGAUCAUCUGUUCAGGUGAGUCCAUCAAUAACUUCAUAAAGUAA
Molecule: messenger RNA, 954 nt
Organism: Thalassophryne amazonica
Lineage: Eukaryota; Metazoa; Chordata; Actinopteri; Batrachoidiformes; Batrachoididae
Product: scavenger receptor cysteine-rich type 1 protein M130-like
Exons: 3
Coding region: 1-954 (317 amino acids)
Cellular component (GO): membrane
Source: RefSeq, a predicted model, not a curated record